CAAAAUUACUAACGUACGCUGAUAUUUAUAAACAUAUAUCGUUCUAGAAUAAUACCGAGAAGGGAUAGCACGAGACACAUAUUGUAAGAGAAAUUUGACCGAAUGGAGAGGGAACUACCAUCGUACGCCGUUUCUCUCCGCGGGUAUACGCAUACAUCAGCUUUUAGAUUCGCGAGGCAGAGGAGAACGAAUUCGUAUUCCGCGCACCUUUCGAAUCGUUUGUACUCGAAUCGCAUUUGCCUCUCCUCGAGUAACUGGCCUAGAGUUCGGAAUAAAUUUCAAGCCACGAGGUCUCUUGCCUUUCUUACGUAGCUUAUACGUUGUAUUCUUGAAUCUAUGUCGUACCGAAGGAGGAGCGAGUCAAAGGAAAAAUUUCAUUUGAAAAUCGUGAGAAAAGAGUCGGGACGAAAUAUUAUCGACCUUGAUGGCAAUUGUUAAAUCGCGUGAGAACACGAUUUAAUAAAUUGCCAUAUAGAAUUCAAGUGAGCGAAUUAAUUCCAUUUCAAGCGUCUUCCACGAUCUUGUAAUUUGCGGAAAUGAAAAAAUCCACUAUUAUCAAUUACCCACUGCACGUCGCAUAAGGAAUUAUAAAAGAGAUUGAGAGAAGAAGGUAGAAGAUGAAAAUCAAGAAGAGCAAGACAAAAGACUGUAUAACGCUGAAGGACAUCGUUUGAAAGCGAAGAAAUAGAAGGAAAGGAAACGAAACGAAAAGGAAGGAAAAAUGGAAGAUAAAAGAAACGUCCGAAGAAAUCCAACAUGGUGGAAGAGACGAUCGGCUUUGGAACGUGGAUUAACGGUAAUCGCAGUGUCCGGUGUCCUCUUGUGCAUCGCCCUGGCCGUCGCGCUCGGUGUAUUGGCCGCGAAUACAGCAUCUUGCGAGCAAUCGUCGAACGUUGCCGUUAAUUCAGAGCAACUACCGUCCACAGCGGAAGCUCUAAAAGUAAUCAAAGAUACCGCCACCAUCGAUCGUCAACCAUCGGAGAAAGAAAACAUAUGCUUCUCUCCAGGAUGCGUUCACACGGCGUCCAAAGUAUUGGAGAACAUGGAUCCCGACGUUGAGCCCUGCGACGACUUUUACAAAUUCGCCUGUGGUGGUUUUCUCAAGUCCACCAUCAUUCCGGACGACAAGACUAGCGUAAAUACGUUUAGCGUUAUCAGCGAUAAUCUUCAGCAGCAACUUAGAACGAGUAUUGAGGAGAAGAGCCCGCCGAAUGAGCCACGCCCGUUCACGUUGGCCAAGAUUUUCUAUAAGAACUGUAUGAAUAAGACGGCCAUCGAAGAAAAAGGUUUAGAACCGUUGCUCGAUAUUUUGCAAAUAUUAGGCGGUUGGCCUGUACUAGAAGGUGACGCUUGGAAAGAAGAGAAUUUCAAUUGGAAGGACUCGGUUUACAAAUUCCGAACAAGGGGUUAUUCCGUCGACUACUUCCUAGAUUUUAGCAUUGGCGUGGACUUGAAGAACAGCACGAUACGUAUUAUCGACCUUGAUCAAGCGUCGCUCGGUUUGUCACGCGAGUACUUAUCCAAGGGCUUCGCUGAUAAAAUCGUCCAAGCUUAUUACAAUUACAUGGUCGAUAUCGCCGUAAUUCUUGGAGCCGACAAGGAUAGAGCCGUAACGGAACUUAGAGAUUCUCUGGAUUUCGAAAUGAAACUCGCGAAUAUAUCGUUGCCCAAUGAAAAACGACGUAACGCCACAUUGCUAUACAAUCCAAUGACCAUAAAGGAAUUAUCAAACAACUAUCCGAGCAUACCGUGGAAGGAAUAUUUUAACACGCUAUUAGCACCGACCGUUCAGGUUGAGGAAAACGAAGUGGUGAUCGUUAGCGUGCCAAGCUAUAUAAAGAGUUUGGAACAGCUCUUGAGUAGGACACCGAAAAGGGUACAAGCAAAUUAUGUCAUGUGGAGGGCGGCAGCUGCAUCGGUCAGCUAUCUUACGGAGAAUAUCAGAAAGAGGCAGCUUCAAUAUUCGACGGCUUUAAGCGGUAAAGCCGAGAGAGAGGCCAGAUGGAAGGAGUGCGUCGACAUGGUUUCCGGAAGUUUAUCCAUAAGCGUUGGCGCGAUGUACGUGAGGAAAUAUUUUAAAGAGGACGCCAAGAAAAAUGCCCUCGAAAUGGUCAACGAUAUUAGGGAAGAAUUUACCAAGAUUUUGAAAAAGGUCGAUUGGAUGGACGAAGAAACUAAAGAGAGCGCUCUGGAUAAAGCUGCAUCGAUGUCCAGUCACAUCGCUUAUCCUGACGAAUUGUUGGACGAUAAGAAACUCGAGAAAUUUUACGAGAAACUCGAAUUGACCGAAGGGAAUUAUCUCGAAAGUAUUUUGAAUCUUACGCUUUUCGGAAUAGAAUAUUCUUUCAGUAGACUUAGAAAGCCAGUUAACAAGAGUGACUGGAUAACGCACGGAAAGCCAGCGAUCGUGAAUGCGUUUUACUCGUCUAUAGAAAACAGUAUUCAAUUCCCAGCUGGCAUUCUUCAAGGGACUUUCUUUAACAAUGAUCGGCCACGAUACAUGAAUUACGGUGCUAUCGGAUUUGUCAUCGGUCACGAGAUCACGCAUGGUUUCGACGAUCAGGGCAGACAAUUCGAUAAGGAAGGAAAUCUCGUCGAUUGGUGGGCGCCAGAAACCAAAGAGAAUUACCUGGAAAGAGCAGAGUGCAUCGUUCAACAAUAUAGAAAUUACACCGUCGAAGAAGUCGGUUUGAAAUUAAAUGGCAUUAAUACGCAAGGUGAGAAUAUCGCAGACAAUGGCGGUAUCAAGGAGGCCUACUUUGCAUACAAAGAAUGGGUCAAGCGAAAUCAUCCUGAACAGAAAUUACCAGGACUUUUCUAUACGCCCGAACAAAUGUUUUGGAUAAGCGCUGCCAAUACUUGGUGCAGCAAAUAUCGGCCCGAAACCAUGAAGCUUCGCAUCACGACGGGAUUCCAUAGUCCUGGCGAAUUUCGUGUUUUGGGUCCGUUCUCGAAUAUGAAUGAAUUCUCGAAAGACUUCAAUUGCCCUGUUGGUUCCAAGAUGAAUCCUGAAAAGAAGUGUGCCGUUUGGUAGACCGCGUCGAUCGACGAAUUCCUUAUCUUAUUACCUUAGUCACAAAGAAUGCAACGACGAACGACGCGUUUUCGAUGUACAUGCAUAGCUACAUCUAUGGUACAUCGUUGAUUUGGCAGAUCGCCGAUAUGCGUCCUCAAAGGACGAAGGUUCGCUCUAAAGAUGCUUUAUACCAAUAACGACGAAGAUGUUUCGUAAAAGGGAUCAUCUUCAUUUUUUUUUAACACGGUUAAACGUCUAAACUUGAAAAUGAAAUAUAAGAAGAGUAUCUAUUCAUGUUUCUGACAAUAGUCGAAUGAUUUCUAAUCGAUUAGAUUAUAAUCGAUUAGAAUUUUAUGUGUUUUAGAUAAACCUGAUGUUUUAAACGCUACAUUUGCUAUUGUCUUUUUAUAUAUAAAAAAAAAAAGAACUAUAUCUCGUUUAUCCUACGUGUUAUGUAAAUAAAAGUGAAUGGUAGAUAUCGAGUCUUUAGCAUCUAUAGUAACGUCUAGCUGCGAGCACUGUUAAUGAUUAUUUUUUCGUUAAAUUUUACAUUUACGCAUAAAUGUCGAAGACAAUUGUUGCACGUGCGCGGUAGAUUCUAUUAAAUUUUCUAUUCUCAAUCUAUCGUUAAUAAUCCUCAUCGAUAUUCACUAUUCGAUGUUAAUAAGGGAGCACAUGUAUUGGAAUCAAAUAUGGUUUUACUUUGUAACAAUUAAUGAAUAUAUCAUUUUUAUAGGAUCAACUUCCUCUAAAAUUAGACAGUAACGCGAGACUGCUAAAAAGUUUCUGCUGAGGAAAAAAAUGUAAGAUUAAUUUUCUUAAAGAUAUUUUUUCGUAUUAAUCAAAUGGCGACAUACGUUCCAUUGGUACUUUUUUAAAUGGUAACUAUGCUCAUCAGAGAACUAUACGAUUGCUAACUAUAGUUACCGUCUCAAAGUACUUAGACUACCUAGUAUUAAUCAUAUAAUAGUUAUAUCUCGCAACCAAUAAGAAAAAUAUAUGUCCUUGCUUUUUAUAUUAUCACA
Molecule: messenger RNA, 4041 nt
Organism: Vespula pensylvanica (western yellowjacket)
Lineage: Eukaryota; Metazoa; Arthropoda; Insecta; Hymenoptera; Vespidae
Gene: Nep2
Product: neprilysin-2-like
Exons: 10
Coding region: 722-3034 (770 amino acids)
Biological process (GO): protein processing
Cellular component (GO): plasma membrane
Molecular function (GO): metalloendopeptidase activity
Source: RefSeq, a predicted model, not a curated record